This is a messenger RNA of Dipodomys ordii (Ord's kangaroo rat), 4449 nucleotides long. It is a transcript of the gene Hdlbp, whose product is annotated as high density lipoprotein binding protein. Gene Ontology annotation, cellular component: nucleus; cytoplasm. The record is from RefSeq and is a predicted model, not a curated record. The coding region runs from base 183 to 4067 and encodes 1294 amino acids. The transcript has 28 exons. Gene Ontology annotation, molecular function: mRNA binding. NCBI's taxonomy places the organism in Eukaryota, Metazoa, Chordata, Mammalia, Rodentia, Heteromyidae.
CCAAGAUGGCGGCCUGCCCCUGUUUCGCCACAGUUCCUACCUUAUGAGCCUGGUUUCCUCACGCUAGUAAGAGUGGAACAGGAAAAGCUGGCAGGCUGACAGAGGUGGCCUCCGGACGGACUUUCUGGCUAUUGACCAUUUUGCUGUGGCUUACCCGGACUGUGUGUGGUGUGACAUCAACCAUGAGCUCCGUUGCAGUUUUGACCCAAGAGAGUUUUGCUGAACACCGAAGUGGGCUGAUUCCACAGCAACUUAAAGUUACCACCUUAAACUCAGAAGAAGAGAGUGACCCUCCAACCUACAAGGAUGCUUUCCCUCCACUUCCUGAGAAAGCAGCUUGCUUGGAAAAUGCCCAGGAACCUGCCGGAGCCUGGAGUAACAAGAUCCGGCCCAUCAAGGCCUCUGUCAUCACUCAGGUGUUCCAUGUACCCCUAGAGGAAAGGAAAUACAAGGACAUGAACCAGUUUGGAGAAGGUGAACAAGCAAAAAUCUGCCUUGAGAUCAUGCAGAGGACUGGUGCUCACCUAGAGCUAUCUCUGGCCAAAGACCAAGGCCUCUCCAUUAUGGUCUCAGGGAAGCUGGACGCUGUUAUGAAGGCCCGGAAGGACAUCGUUGCUAGACUGCAGACUCAGGCCUCCGCAACUGUUCCCAUUCCAAAAGAGCACCAUCGCUUUGUUAUUGGCAAAAACGGAGAGAAACUGCAAGACCUAGAGCUAAAAACUGCAACCAAAAUCCAGAUCCCACGCCCAGAUGACCCCAGCAAUCAGAUCAAGAUCACUGGCACCAAAGAGGGUAUUGAGAAAGCUCGCCAUGAGGUCCUUCUCAUCUCUGCUGAGCAGGACAAGCGUGCUGUAGAGAGGCUGGAGGUGGAGAAGGCCUUCCACCCCUUCAUCGCUGGUCCAUACAACAGACUUGUGGGUGAAAUCAUGCAGGAGACAGGGACUCGCAUCAACAUCCCCCCACCCAGCGUCAACCGGACAGAAAUUGUCUUCACUGGAGAGAAGGAACAGCUGGCUCAGGCAGUGGCUCGAAUCAAGAAGAUUUAUGAGGAAAAGAAAAAGAAGACCACAACCAUUGCAGUGGAGGUGAAGAAAUCCCAGCACAAGUAUGUCAUCGGGCCAAAGGGCAAUUCAUUGCAAGAGAUCCUGGAAAGAACUGGAGUUUCUGUUGAGAUACCGCCCUCAGAUAGCGUCUCUGAGACUGUGAUACUGCGGGGCGAGCCUGAAAAGUUGGGGCAGGCAUUGACUGAAGUUUAUGCCAAGGCCAAUAGUUUCACAGUCUCUUCUGUGUCUGCCCCUUCCUGGCUUCACCGGUUUAUCAUUGGCAAGAAAGGGCAGAAUCUGGCCAAAAUCACUCAGCAGAUGCCAAAGGCCAACAUAGCCGAGGUGGAGGUCUCGAUCCCUGCCAAACUGCACAACUCCCUUAUUGGCACAAAGGGGCGUCUGAUCCGCUCCAUCAUGGAGGAGUGUGGUGGGGUCCACAUUCACUUUCCCGUGGAAGGUUCUGGAAGCGACACAGUUGUCAUCAGGGGCCCUUCCUCAGAUGUGGAAAAGGCCAAGAAGCAGCUCCUACACUUGGCUGAAGAGAAGAUUAACCGGAUGGACUAUGUGGAGAUCAACAUUGACCACAAGUUCCACAGACACCUCAUUGGGAAGAAUGGAGCCAACAUCAACAGAAUCAAAGACCAGUACAAGGUGUCCGUGCGCAUCCCUCCUGACAGUGAGAAAAGCAACCUGAUCCGCAUUGAGGGCGACCCACAGGGUGUGCAGCAGGCCAAGCGGGAGCUUCUGGAGCUCGCCUCUCGCAUGGAAAAUGAGCGUACCAAGGAUCUAAUCAUUGAGCAAAGGUUUCAUCGCACAAUCAUUGGCCAGAAAGGUGAAAGGAUCCGUGAAAUUCGUGACAAAUUCCCAGAGGUUAUCAUUAACUUUCCAGACCCAGCACAAAAAAGUGACGUUGUUCAACUCAGAGGGCCUAAGAAUGAGGUGGAGAAAUGCACAAAAUACAUGCAGAAGAUGGUGGCAGACCUGGUGGAAAAUAGCUAUUCAAUUUCUGUUCCGAUCUUCAAGCAGUUUCACAAGAACAUCAUUGGGAAAGGAGGUGCAAACAUUAAGAAGAUUCGUGAAGAAAGCAAUACCAAGAUUGAUCUUCCUGCAGAGAACAGCAACUCUGAGACCAUUGUCAUCACAGGCAAGCGAGCCAACUGUGAAGCUGCCCGGAGUCGUAUUCUGUCCAUCCAGAAAGACUUGGUAAUGAUGGACAGCCUUGACCACUUCCUGUGUUAUAAAAUAGUAGGGCCUUUUGUUCCAGCCAUGCAGGGCCUUUGGGCUGGCAUGGGCUCCUACAAGCCUGCCCCUGUGAGCACUGGUAUACAGAAGGCACUCCAAGAGCUUUUGCUGCGCUCUGCCUUCUUGGCAGAGCCCUUCGCAGCUGUGGCCUUGCAAACCAAGAGCUUCACCGUGGAUAUCCGAGCCAAGCCAGAAUACCACAAAUUCCUCAUUGGCAAAGGGGGUGGCAAGAUCCGCAAGGUACGUGACAGCACCGGAGCUCGCAUCAUAUUCCCAGUAGCUGAGGACAAGGACCAGGACCUGAUCACCAUCGUAGGGAAGGAGGACGCUGUCCGCGAGGCACAGAAGGAACUGGAGGCCCUGAUUCAGAACCUGGAUAAUGUGGUUGAAGACUACAUGCUGGUGGAACCCAAGCACCACCGCCAUUUUGUUAUACGAAGAGGCCAGGUUUUGAGGGAGAUUGCUGAAGAAUAUGGUGGGGUGAUGGUCAGCUUCCCACGCUCGGGCACACAGAGUGACAAGGUCACCCUCAAGGGCGCCAAGGACUGUGUGGAGGCGGCCAAGAAGCGCAUUCAGGAGAUCAUCGAGGACCUGGAAGCUCAAGUCACAGUGGAAUGUGCUAUACCCCAGAAGUUCCAUCGAUCUGUCAUGGGCCCCAAAGGUUCCAGAAUCCAGCAGAUCACUCGGGAUUACAAUGUCCAGAUUAAGUUCCCUGACAGAGAGGAAAACCCAGGGCAGAGUGCAGAGCAAGCCAUCCAGGAGAAUGGCGAUGAGGCCGGGGAGGGCAGAGAGGCAGAUCCUGGCUCUCCCAGGAGGUGCGAUAUCAUCAUCAUCUCAGGCCGGAAGGAGAAGUGUGAAGCCGCCAAGGAAGCCCUUGAGGCAUUGGUUCCAGUCACCAUUGAAGUGGAGGUGCCCUUUGACCUUCACCGAUACAUCAUUGGGCAGAAAGGCAGCGGGAUCCGAAAGAUGAUGGAUGAGUUUGAGGUGAAUAUACACGUCCCGGCUCCUGAGCUGCAGUCUGACAUCAUUGCCAUCACUGGCCUGGCUGCGAAUUUGGGCCGGGCCAAGGCCGGGCUGCUGGAGCGAGUGAAGGAGCUGCAGGCUGAGCAGGAGGACCGGGCUUUACGGAGUUUUAAGCUGAGUGUCACUGUAGACCCCAAAUACCAUCCCAAGAUUAUUGGGCGGAAGGGGGCAGUCAUCACGCAGAUCCGCCUGGAGCACGAUGUGAACAUCCAGUUUCCUGAUAAGGAUGACGGGAGCCAGGCCCAGGACCAGAUCACCAUCACGGGGUAUGAGAAGAACACAGAAGCUGCCCGAGAUGCCAUCUUGAAAAUUGUGGGUGAGCUUGAGCAGAUGGUUUCUGAGGACGUCCCGCUGGACCACCGUGUCCAUGCCCGCAUCAUUGGUGCCCGGGGCAAAGCCAUCCGCAAAAUCAUGGAUGAGUUCAAGGUGGACAUUCGCUUUCCGCAGAGUGGAGCUCCAGAUCCCAACUGCGUCACUGUGACAGGGCUCCCGGAGAACGUGGAGGAAGCCAUCGACCACAUCCUUAACUUGGAGGAGGAAUAUCUGGCCGACGUGGUGGACAGCGAGGCCCUGCAGGUUUACAUGAAGCCCCCGGCACACGAGGAAUACAAGGCCCCCUCCAAGGGGUUCGUGGUGCGGGAUGCUCCCUGGACUGCCAGCAGCAGUGAGAAGGCUCCCGAUAUGAGCAGCUCUGAGGAAUUUCCCAGCUUUGGGGCUCAGGUGGCCCCUAAGACCCUCCCUUGGGGGCCCAAGCGAUAAUGAACAAAAGGCAGAAAGCUCUCCAGCCUGCUGACCUGAACCUAGCCACACCACGGUUUGUCUCAAUCUGACCCAGCAGCUGGACCCUGGUAAAUUGUUGACGCUCUUUCCCCCUCCCCGAGGUCUCGCAGUGAAGCCUGGUUGGCAGCCAGUGGGCUCAGCCACCUGCCCCUGGCACUGUGCUCUGGGACAGGCACACUUUUCAACACUAAGCAAAGUAACUGAGCAUCUCCUGAUAACACAGACUCCAGCUUCCUGGCCCACCCAGCAUGCAGUCAGCACUCUGACCUCCAUUACCAGAGCUCCACAGCAGCGGCUAGGAGUCGACUUCCUGUGUCAUGACCUCAGGAAAUAAAUUUCCUUGACUUUAUAAAAGCCAAAA